Messenger RNA from Spirodela intermedia, 1167 nucleotides. NCBI's taxonomy places the organism in Eukaryota, Viridiplantae, Streptophyta, Magnoliopsida, Alismatales, Araceae. The record is from the annotation of a GenBank genome assembly.
AUGGGGAGUGAGAGGCAGGAAGGCGUCCUCUUGAUACCGGGCUUGCCGGACGAAGUGGCCAUGGAUUGCCUGGCCAGGGUCCCCUACCGAUUCCACUGCGGCCUCCGCAGCGUCUGCCGUGGGUGGAGGGACCUUCUGGGGAGUCCUCUGUUCUACAGCCAGAGGCGGAAGACUGGCAAAGGGGAGGCCUUGGUGUGCCUCGUCCAGGCGCUCGUCCCUUCUUCUUCGGCAGAGGAAGAAGAAGAGGGCGGGGCCGAGAAGGCGGGGGAGAAGAAGAAGAACGCCGCCCGUGCGCCGCCGUGCUACGGCCUCUCCAUUUACAACAGCACUCUCGGCGAGUGGCACCGCCUGUCCUUCCCGCCAGCGUCUGGACUGGCGGUUCCCCUCUUCGCCCAGUGCGCCGCCGUGCAGGCCUCCGGCAAGAUCGUCCUCAUGGGCGGGUGGGAUCCGACUUCCUUCGACUCAGUCUCCGAUGUCUACGUCAUCGACCUCGUCACCGGCCGCGGCCGCCGCGGGGCGCCGAUGACGCCGGCGAGGUCUUUCUUCGCCUGCGCAGUCGUCGGCCCGCUGGUGUAUGUCGCCGGCGGGCACGACAACCAGAAGAACGCGCUGAGGACGGCGGCGGUGUACGACACGGCGGCGGACGAGUGGCGGCCGCUGCCGCCGAUGGCCGACGAGAGGGACGAGUGCCAGGGGGUGGCGCUCGCCGGCGAGUUCUGGGUGGUCAGCGGGUACGGCACCGACAGCCAGGGCCGAUUCGACCCGGCAGUCGAGUGCUACGACCCGGCGGCGGGACGGUGGCGCAAGGAGGAAGGCCUCUGGACGGCGGGCGACGGCCUCGGCGGCGCCGUCGUCCCUCCGCGGUCCUCCUGCUUCGUCCUGGAGAAGCUGUGCCAUUUGUACUGCAACGAGGAUAGGAGAGAGAUGAGGGAGUACGAGGAGACGGAGAGGAAGUGGAAGGUGGUCGGAGAAACGCCAGCGACUCUGAGGUCGAUUCCUUGCGUGGCGUCGGUCACCGGCGGCGGCAGAUUGUUAGCGGUGGGCUCCGACGGGGAGCAUCGGCACAGUGCGUGGCUGAUGGAGGGGGCGAGCAGGAAGUGGACCCAGGUGGAUACCCCCGCCGGCUUCGCUGGUUUCGCCUACUCCGCCUCCUCCAUCCUCAUCUGA